UUUAUGAGACUUAUCUUACAACCUCCUCCAUACAUUCUCACGUCUUGACCUCCCACAGACACUCACACAGAGCCGGGCGUUUGGAUGAGAAACAGUGGGCAUGGAUCUGUCCUGAGAGGAGCUUUUCUUGCUUUUCCUCCAUAUGAGCUGCUGCUGCUGCUGCUGGAUGAUAUUAGCCCUCCCCCUCUGCACUUGUUGCGCAGACACUGGAUGCGUUGAGUCUUUGGAGAGGAGAGGAGAGGAGAGGAAGCACUGCAACAGGUGCACAAGAGAGUCUCCUCCUGAAAGGCUGCAUGACAGGAGAGAACUUUAAAUGCCAAUUUGAAGAUCUUCUGGUCACCGUGCGUAAAACAGACAGGAUGCCGGUUCUGACAAGCCCCGAUAUCGCCAACAAGUUCCAGGAGAAAUGGCUGGCGGUGUUCCCGGAGGACCAGGCCACCGGGUCGGACUCAGUCCCCAUGGAUGACAGCCUCACCAGCCUCCACUGGCUGCAGAAUUUCUCCAUCAUCAACGCGGACCCGGAGCGGCCCAACGGAUCCGGAACGGGCUGCCCGUCCUCGGACCUUUUCCUCAAGCGGCUCCCCAGAGGAGGCACCGACUCUCCGUCCAGCCCCCCCGCCGGGGACACUGCCUCCACCGGGAUGCCUCUGUACCUCGGCAGCCCCGUGACCUCCGGCAGCGACUCGGGACCGCGCUUCAUAGACUGCGUACAUCCAGGACACGGUUACGCGCAGAUCCCCAUCCAGGCCAGCCCGCCUGCGGAGGUCGACUACAAAACCAACCCUAAAGUCAAACCUCCUUACUCCUACGCGUCCCUCAUCUGCAUGGCGAUGCAGGCCAGCAAACAGCCCAAAGUGACUCUGUCCACCAUCUACAACUGGAUCACGGAGAAUUUCUGCUACUACAGACACGCAGAGCCCAGCUGGCAGAACUCCAUCCGGCACAACCUGUCCCUCAACAAGUGUUUCAAGAAGGUCCCGAGGCAGAAAGACGAGCCGGGGAAAGGGGGCUUCUGGCAGAUCGACCCGCAGUACGCAGACAUGUUCGUCAACGGCAUCUUCAAACGCAGGAGGAUGUCUGCUAACAGCUACAACAAUAAUAGUGGCUCCCACAGACAGAGCAAACUGAGUUAUCACAGCGUCCAAAACGUCUGCCCUUACCAAGGCGGGAAACGGAAGCACUUACCAGCGAAGAGCGACAAGCUGAUGAGGGCGACGGAGUCUCCUCUUUUAGCGACGGACGCUCACAAAGCGGACAUCCUGAGGGGCGACUUCGACCUGGCAUCCGUGUUCGACGACGUCCUCGGCGGGAACUGUAGCACCUUCGAGGAUUUGGACAUCAACACGGCACUGAGCGCCUUGGGUUGCGAGAUGGAGGUUUCCCUGCAGGGGAGGCAGCAUCCGGGGAGGUGGUGCAACGGAGGGGACAUCUUAGGGAACCAGUACCUGAACCACCACCAACCCUACGGGUACUUGGAUAUGAGCGGGGCGUCCCUGGACUGCAGUAUCGGGGAGAUCCACGUGCCGCAGCAGCUUCAUCCAGACCAGGAUCAGCUGAUGCAUCAUCAUCAACACCUGCAGCAGUUCGAUGAGACAUCGACGCUGUUCCCAGAGGAGGUGGUGCCCUGGGAGAGCAUUAAGGAAGAGGAGCAGGCGAUUCCUCUGACUCUGGAUCAGGGCUUCGGGCUGUGCGAGGGUUUCUUCUCAGAGAUGCAGCCAUGGGAGCGAGUGGAGGCCUAUCUGUGACCUUUGACCCCCAAAACCUCAUUGACUCCUAAUGAUCUACAUCCAAUGACCUGAACAUGUCUGAUUACUGGUCGAACGGUGAAGAGGAUAAGAACUACGGCUCAAUCAUUCUGCAAUACAUCUGUCAUUUUGUUUUCUAAUAAUGACCUACAAAACCUGAUAUUGUCAAACAUAUCUUGAACAUUAACAUGAAACUAGUUAACCAGUUCAUCUAGUUGAGAUUCCCUUGACACAAGAUCAGACUCGAGCUGUAGUGAUAAGACUUUUUGCUGACAAUUGAUUCAUUGUUAAAGUCAUUUUUAAUGCAAAAAUUGCAUAAAAUGCUGUUUCCGUCUCUCAAAUAUGGAGAUGUUUUGCUUUGUUUUAUAAUACCUUCAAGUCAAUAUCUUUGGGUUUUUGACCUGCAAAACAAGACUUUUGAAGAUAAUACCUUGGACUUUUUCAAAAACAAUAAAAAAAAAUGCAUCUAGACAUUUAAUCAGCAGAUAUUAAUAAUGAAAAGGAUCUGUAGUUGCAGCCCUAGAUCUGAUUAAGGAUUAUUUCCCAGCAUACACUCUCAUCUCUCCCUAAGGGUGUCGGGUGAUUGACAGCCGUGCGUAACAUGACACCACACUGAUAUAUCACGCACAAUGAACAGAGAAACUUUUAUAAACCAAAUGAAAGUUUCAUGUGGACUGCGAAGGAUUGUCGUUCCCACUCUUUUGGAUGAAUGGCAGCAAACGCUUUUUUCAGAAUUACGAAAAAAUCACUACACUGCAUCAACUUGGAUUUUCUGGAACUAUAGCGGCCUAAAUGUCGGACAGCUGGUGAUAAAAGCAUGCGUGGAAAUGAGUGCUGAACUGCAGCAAUUUGUCUCUUUGUUUUUUGUUGAGAUGAUGACAGAAGCAAAGUGAAGAAAAACCCGACCCUCCUUUAAAGCACUCUUCACGAAAAAGCACUGGACUGAGAAAACGUGCAGGACUCUACUUUUGCUACAUUAGCAUUUAACAUUUUUUUACUAACAUGCAGCGAAAUCAGCCAUUCAUCAUUCAUUAGAUCAGGAUGGAGACUUUAAACUCAUAGUCUGAGAUUAGUCAUUUAUGACAUUGUUGUAUAGUCGAUUUAAUAUAUAUUCACUAAAGUUUAUCGCAUGAAGCUAGGCAGGAAUAUUUGCCAUUUGACCGGAAAAUUAAACGCCUUCUUGUCAUGAAAAUCGAACAUUAUGCACUUUGAUAGGCAGCAGUUUUAGGAAAGCAAGACCGCUUUUAUUUCCUGGUUGUUUAGUUUAAUUUUUUAUUAAAAUGUUUCCUAAAAGUUUACUGACCAUAAUGAAAGUGAUGCAUUUGCUGUAAUUAUCCAUAUCAGUUUGUCUGUUAACAAUGAACUCAACGCUGCAAUAAGUCAAUGGGCAUUUUUAAUUUGUCGCUUAUAUUACUGUUUUUCUUUCCAAAUAUAUACAAAACUAGGCAUUUGUUGAUCAUAUUUCGCCAAAUUUGUUGAUGAGGAAUAUGCAGUUUAUGGUGAUCUGUGUUGUUUCAUAAGAAAAACAUCUGUUUUCUGUCACUGGGUGAUGGAUCGGUCCUUAUUGAUUUCUUUGGUGUAUCUCUAUGGUUUGUUUUCACAAAUCUGAAAUUGAAAUGUGUUUGAGAAUAUAAUAACUCGAUGAUGAGCAGAUACAUAAACUCUUAAAGGCCAGAUUUUCUUAUUUGUAUCAUAUUGAUCGAGGUUGAUACGAGCUCUUUAAUCCUACCAUGUUAUUUUAAUUUGUACUUUUUUAAGCUGUUUAAAAAUGCAAU
Molecule: messenger RNA, 3520 nt
Organism: Trematomus bernacchii (emerald rockcod)
Lineage: Eukaryota; Metazoa; Chordata; Actinopteri; Perciformes; Nototheniidae
Gene: foxj1b
Product: forkhead box J1b
Exons: 3
Coding region: 294-1745 (483 amino acids)
Biological process (GO): regulation of DNA-templated transcription
Molecular function (GO): sequence-specific DNA binding; DNA-binding transcription factor activity
Source: RefSeq, a predicted model, not a curated record